This is a messenger RNA of Anneissia japonica, 3063 nucleotides long. Its product is annotated as cyclic nucleotide-gated cation channel beta-3-like. Bases 10 to 3024 code for a protein of 1004 amino acids. The transcript has 15 exons. Gene Ontology annotation, cellular component: intracellular cyclic nucleotide activated cation channel complex; plasma membrane. The record is from RefSeq and is a predicted model, not a curated record. Gene Ontology annotation, molecular function: protein-containing complex binding; cGMP binding; intracellularly cAMP-activated cation channel activity. NCBI's taxonomy places the organism in Eukaryota, Metazoa, Echinodermata, Crinoidea, Comatulida, Comatulidae. Gene Ontology annotation, biological process: monoatomic cation transmembrane transport.
UCUUUAGAUAUGUCGCAGCUGCCAUUGCUUAAUGCUUGGGCGGGGAAGCACUCGUCCAUCAGCAGUAUCAACAGCAGCGAGGGAAGUUUCAGCCUCGAUUGUGAGGAAUCUCAGAAAACCGAGCGAUUUCGUCAAAUCUUCAAGACAGUUGUGAACAAAGCAAACAAGAUGAGACAAAAUAAGGUGCAUCCAGAAGCAUUAGAAGUUCCUUUAUCUAAGAAACGAAAGAGAUUAGAUUCAUUUGCACCCAGCAGUUGUGUGGAAGAGACUGUGUUGGAAGUCAGCUUCUUCUCAAAGAAAAUCACAGUACCAAAAUGGUUGAAAAGGUUGAAAAACAUGAAGUCCAUCGAUCCAUCAGGAUCGUUCUGGCUAACCUGGCUGUUUGUCGUUUCUAUGGCGUUCGUAUACAAUGCAAUCACCAUUUUCCUACGAGGAGUGUUUGGCCACGACAAUGAUGCUAUUGACCAGAAGAAAAGUUCUAAUUUGUGGCUGGCCUUUGACCUAAUAUUUGAUUUCAUAUAUCUUCUGGACAUUUUAUUUAGGACGAGAUUACAGUUCAUUCAUGGUGGCAUGUAUGUGGAGGAUAAGAAACUGACAAGAACAAACUACUUCAAAUCAAGAAACUUCAAGUUGGAUCUGGUCUGUCUGCUACCCUUUGACCUUUUCAGUAAGGCCUUUACGGACAAAAGAUAUGUGGUGUUCAUCCGACUUCCACGUCUACUAAAAUAUCAUUGUUACAAUGAGUUUGUGAGUCGCUUUGAAAACUCAUCUAGCUUUGCCGAUGCAUUUAGGGUUGGGAAAAUGGUUAGCUACCUGCUGUACAUGAUUCAUCUCAACACGUGCUGUUACUAUGCCGUCUCCCUCUACGAAGGUCUAUCAAGUAACGAAUGGGUGUACAACGUUGAUACAAAUGCCAACCCUUACAUCCGGUGCAUGUUCCGGGCAACAAAGACACUCAUCACCAUUGGCAACCUCCCCGAGCCUGUGACAGAUCUUGAGAUCGUGUUUAUGAAUAUUGAUUUUGCAAUUGGUAUAUUUGUGUUUGCAUCGAUCAUUGGUCAGAUGCGUGAUAUCGUUGGGGCAGCAAGCGCCACCAAGGAGCGGUUCCGCCAACGAAUGGAUAACACCAUGCUACUACUACACAACUGGAAGAUACCAGAGCAUGUACAGAAGAAAGUACGUAUGUGGUACAUGUAUAAAUGGGAUAAUGGAGAACUUAUAGAUGAAGCAGAUAUUCUCUCCGGGGUUCCAUUUAAGAUGCAAACGGAUAUUGCCAUUCAUGUACAUAUGGAUACAUUGACCAAAGUGUCUCUGUUCCAGGACUGCGAUAAAAUGCUACUCAGGGAUCUGAUGCUGAAGCUAAGACCAGUUUUAUUUCUUCCGGGAAACUUCAUCUGUCGGAAAGGUGAAGUUGGUAAAGAAAUGUACAUUAUUAAAAGUGGGCAGGUCCAGGUACUUGGAGGAGGAAAGGUGCUUGCAACACUACAUGCCGGCAGUGUCUUUGGAGAAAUAAGCCUGCUAAGCCUGUCUGGUGGAAAUCGGCGCACUGCUGAUGUUUAUUCACCGGGUUAUGCUAGCCUCUUUGUCCUGGAUAAGGAAACACUUCAUGAAACGCUGGUUAACUAUCCAGAAGCUCAGGAACUGUUACAGAAUAAAGCUAAGGAAAUCCUCAGGAAAAAUGAAGAGAAUGGUGUUGGUUCAAAAAAGAAGAAGCGCGGCAAGUCAUUGAUUGCUGAAUCUAUACUCAUGGAUAAAGAAAACAACCCAAGAUUUUUCAACGCUGUUCUACAAGUGGCCCGUGAAAAUAAACUAGCGUCAACGGUCUUAAAAGGCAGCAUGUCAUCUAACGUAAGUGACCAGGAAGACGAUUGGGAGCUUGGAGAUGAAGAGGCACAGGACCAUAAGGACUCAGUUGUACAGGAUGGAACAAUCAGAACAAUCAGUGGUGGAAUGCCUAAGUGCGAAGAACCUAACGUUGUUGUCCACCAACCCCCUACAGGAAUAGCUUGUGCAGAGGAAUUGGGAAGCCAUACAGGAGACCAUACUGAAGAUAAGCGUCACACAGUAGAACAAUCUAUCGGAUGCAAGGCACCCUCCUCGGUCCAGGACCAAAUGCAACAGUCUGAAAAUGAUAAGAAAGAAGAAGAUUCCCCACCAAUUGAAAAGGAACAGUCCAAAAAAUCUAAAGAAACUAAUAGGGAAAAUUUCCAAUCUGUGGAAUUUGAAAAAUCUUAUAAGGGCAAAGAAAUCGAAAAACCGAUUUCUACUACACCUGUUAAAAAAGUGCAGUCUAUCGUCUCUGAGGAGACCGAGAAAGACGUCUUUCCAUCUUUAGCUGAACAAAUCAUUGGGACCAAAAAACUCAUGAAGAGUGACUCCACAGGUACUCAGAUUGAGAAUGAAUCGGCAGGCACUCAAGUCAAGAGCAAGUCUAGUUCAGAAUGCACUCAAGUCGUGACUCAGAUUGAAGGUAAUUCUGCAGCUAUUCAAUCUGAACGAGAUUCUGAUGCCUCAGAUUGUAUACCUUUAAGAAAAAACUCCACACACAUUGAAAUAGAAGCAUCUUUACCAGAACAAGUCGUUGCGGCCAACGGAUUUGAAAAGAGUGACCCCACAUGCACUGGAAUUGAGAAUGAGUCUGCAUGCAGUCAAACUGAACACGAGUCGAUAUAUUUUGCUCAAAAUCAAAGUAGGCCUAAUUCGGAAUGUACUCAAAUCGAGACUGAAAUUGAGAGUAAUUCUACAAGCACUCUGACUGAAAGGGAACCUGCAGCAACAGAUUGCAAACCAUUACGAAAGAGUUCUACACACAUUGAGAUUGAUGUAUCAAAAGACUUCCUAAUGACUGAAGGCAAAGAGAAUGAUGAUGUAGAGGACAACAUAAAAGAAAAUAUGACUGGAAACUACUUUUCCAUUGGUGACUAUACAGCUUCCCCUGAUACCAAAUGCUACCGAGUGAUAGAAACUGAGUUAGAAAAUCAGACAUCUGGGAUGACAGAAUGCAUUGAAGCCGACCAACGGUAAGACAUUAUUGUUCAGACUCAAAUUUUUCCGAAGUUUAUG